This is a messenger RNA of Micromonas commoda, 834 nucleotides long. RefSeq lists its product with no specific name. The transcript has a single exon. The record is from RefSeq and is a predicted model, not a curated record. NCBI's taxonomy places the organism in Eukaryota, Viridiplantae, Chlorophyta, Mamiellophyceae, Mamiellales, Mamiellaceae. The coding region runs from base 1 to 834 and encodes 277 amino acids.
AUGAGUCAGCCCCCGGGUCCGGGUGCUCCGGGUUCGGCCCAGUCGACGAACCCAUUUGCGCCGCAGCCAACACUUCUGCAGCCUACAUUCCAACGGGAGGAGACCGCGGCUCCGCAGCAGGCAGCUCCGCCCCAGGGCGGACCCGUGCUCAUCUCCCAGCCCGGGGAGGAACGACCCGUGAUUGGCAGGGAGGAUGGUAGUCCAAGGGUGGCACCUGCCCCGGUCGAGUAUCAGGUGACGCACACGCAGUUCGCGCCUCAGCCAAUGCCGCAUCAGAAUGUGUUCUACCCGAGCGUGCCCCACGGCUCGAGCGCGGCGGCGCACUACGGCCACCAGUACGGGCACCACAGGCAGGCGAUGAGGGAGGGCGGCGGCUACGUGGUGAUGAUGCCGGAUGGUCGGAGCGUCACGGUGAGCGAGGACAGCGGAUCGCUCGAGAUGUUGAUCACGCGACAGUACUCGCGUGCUCUGCGAAUCUUCGCGUUCAUUGACAUUUUGCUCUGCAUCCUGUACACCCUGAGCGGUUACUACUGGGCGAUCUUUGCCGUGGUUGGUCCCAUCUGCGGAUACUACGGUGCCAAGCACUACCACACGGGAAACACGCUGGUCUACUUGACCUUCUGCUUCUUUAAUCUAAUACUGCGUUGCUCUCUUCUGGUGAUGAGCAGGGGCGCCGUAGCUGUUGUCCUCACGGUGUUGAUGGUGAUAGUCGAGGUUUACAUCACGCGCUUAGUUAUCAUCUUCUACAAGUUGCUCAAAUCGCUGAGUGACGAAGAUCUCACGCUUCUGCGUGUGCUGGACAACGCGGCGCCAGUACGACCCAUGUACUACUAG